Tachysurus vachellii is the source of this 4226-nucleotide messenger RNA. It is a transcript of the gene pdxdc1, whose product is annotated as pyridoxal-dependent decarboxylase domain containing 1. NCBI's taxonomy places the organism in Eukaryota, Metazoa, Chordata, Actinopteri, Siluriformes, Bagridae. Gene Ontology annotation, biological process: carboxylic acid metabolic process. Gene Ontology annotation, cellular component: intracellular membrane-bounded organelle. The record is from RefSeq and is a predicted model, not a curated record. Gene Ontology annotation, molecular function: carbon-carbon lyase activity; pyridoxal phosphate binding. The transcript has 24 exons. Bases 178 to 2487 code for a protein of 769 amino acids.
ACCAGGAAGUAGGGUUAAAAAUUUCUCUACACAAAUGAGCAGAGUGCGCGAGCGACAGCUAACAAACGCGCUAUAGUUUUCAUACCACGGUUAUUUAUUUCACCUCGUCGGAGACUCCUUUAUUUACUUUAUUUAUUCUUCACGUUGCCGAGGAAGGUCUGAUUUUGGAAAAAAAAGAUGGACCCCACGCUUGCUGAAAUGGGGAAUCACCUCUCUGACGCCAUGAAGAUUUUGGAAAGCGGACAAUUAGAGACGACGCAGGACGCAGAGAGACGGCGGCUCAGCUGGAGAGACAUCCCAGGACCUCUACAGGGAGACGGGCAGAAUUUCGUGACCAUCCUGCAGCUCAUUCAGAACCUCAUGCAUGAAGACGAGGACAAACAGGGACACCGCAGGAUGCAGUGUGUUGGAGAGCAGGGUCACAUGGCCUUACUGGGUCACAGCCUGGCUGCUUACAUCUCCAUUCUGGAUAAAGAACGUGUGAGAAAACUGACCACACGUAUCCUCUCAGACACCACAUUGUGGCUCUGCAGACUCUUCAGGUAUGAGAACGGUUCGGCGUAUUACCACGAGGACGAGCGAGACGGGCUGCUGAAGGUGUGUCGUCUGGUCAUUCACACACGCUAUGAAGACUACGCUACAGAUGGCUUCGGUGUGUUCAGCGUCAGAGCACCGGUUAUUUACCUGAGUGCGGCGUGCAGGUCGGGGCUGGGAGAACACCUGUGCAGCCAGUUGGGUCUGCCUCUGUCCAGCGUCUGCACCGUGCCGUGCAACACCAUGUUCGGCUCUCAGCACCAAAUGGACGUGGCCUUGCUGGACAAGCUCAUCAAAGAGGACGUCGAGGCCGGGAAACUUCCUCUGCUUCUGGUCGCAAACGCCGGAACUCCAGGUGCAGGUCAUACAGACAAACUGAGUCGUCUGAAAGAGCUGUGUGUUCAGUACAGCGUUUGGAUCCAUGUGGAGGGUGUCAAUCUGGCAACCCUGGUGCUCGGAAACGUCUCCUCUGCUGUCACGGCAGCCACUAAGUGUGACAGUAUGACGUUGACUCCUGGCCCAUGGCUCGGGCUGCCUGCCGUUCCUGCUGCGACUCUUUACAGACACGAGGAUCCUGCGCUGUCUCUAGCAGCAGGUCUCACUUCCAGCCAUCCAGUGGAGAAACUUCGGGCUCUUCCUCUAUGGCUUUCAUUGCAAUAUCUUGGGCACGAUGGAAUCAUAGAGAAGAUACAACACGCCCUGCAGCUGAGUCAGCAGCUUCUGGCACGACUGAAGUCUUUGGCCUCCAUAAAGACGUCGGAUGUCCUUGACAGUGAGAUCUCUCUCCUGGAGGCUUUGAGAAUGGUCGAGGAUGAACUCAGUUCUCCAGUUGUUGUGUUCAGGUUCGCUCAAGAUACAAGUUCAGCGUCGAGCGGCGGGUCGGCAGAAGGACACUGUGGAGGAGACCGAGACGUUCAGGACGCUCUGAACAGAUGGCUCAGUGAGCAGUUAGCGCUGCUGGUCCCAAACAGUGGUGUCGAUGUGGUCGAGCUGGAGGACGAAGGCGUUUGUGUUCGCUUUAACCCUCUCAUGACGGCUGCAGCUUUAGGCACACAGCAGGCGGACGUCACGGCUUUGGCGGACAAGUUAGCAGAGACGAUCCCUGUUCUGAGCUCCACGCUGCGUUUGAGGCACGAUUUCCGAGAGGAAGUUCUCCAGUACGCAGCGCUGACCUACAUCGAGGAUUUAAGCUGGGCCGGACUCGGAGCUGUGAGGUACGAGCCGAAGAUGACGGACUUGGACGAAGUGAAGAGACAGGUGGAGGUGCAGAAGUUCAACGCUGAGCUGCUGAAGAAACUGAAGGAACUGGACACGGAGCUGGAGUUCUCAACAGGGCCUGAAUUUGGUGAAGAGAAGGACUGUGUGUUUAUCGGGAUGGUGUCUGAAGACCUGGACGUCUCUGUGUUGGUGGAAACCAUUGUGUCUACGGGGCGAGAGAUCGAGGAGAGCGGGAAGUUGUUAGAGAACAUGACGGAGGUGGUGCGGAAGGGAAUCCUGGAGGCUGAGAUACAACUUCAAAAAGCUACUGAGGAGAAACUUUUGGAGGAGGGAGUGUUACGUCAGAUUCCUCUCGUCGGCUCUGUGCUCAACUGGUUUUCUCCAAUUCAAGGCUCGGUGAAAGGCAGGACAUUCGACCUGGCAGCAGGUUCCUUGGACAGCACUGAGCCUGUUUACUCCAUGAAGACUCAGACAAAUAAAGAGGCUUCACCCGAAACUCCAAAAUCUCCGGACAAACAGUUUGCAGGACAAAAGCUGUUCCGACGCUCCACGGCGGGUUCGGAGUCGUGCAGCGAGACCAGCUCGGUCUGCCACCUCGACGAGUCUCUAAAGGAGGCGGAAGUUCCUCAGUCGCUCUCGGGCAAGUCCGAGACUCCUCUGGAGCGAGCCCCGGAAGCAGUUACGUCAGAUCAGCGCGUUCCCGAGGGCCAGAAGGAGUCCGACACGCUCAGAUAGAACCAUCAAACCCAUCAGAGACUCCAAAGCGGCUGUACACUGUGAAGUGCGCAACCUUGAUGCCUUGAUCGAGUCCGAUUAGGGCUGCAUUCCAAUACUGUUUAUAACACUUACUCGUCCGCUUCCCCGUUCCUCUCUCCUGACACUAGUUCCGUUCCUUUACGAUCUGGAACGAAGUGGGUUAAACUGUAGACGUCAAGGAGCACCAAACAUCAAGAAAUCAUUGCGAUAGAUGGUCUGAUGAUGCGGGUUUCCUUUCACAGGAGCAAUAAAAUACAUGACGGCGUUACGGUAACCUGAAAGGAACCCGUCCCGUUACAGUCGUACGGAGGGGAAGACGACGAGUGGGCGUUAGAACAGUAUUGGAAAGCAGGACAGGAAGUAAAGCUUUGUUCUAGAAGAGCGACGAAUAGAACAAGUGGAAUAUUUCAUCAGUGCGCAUCGUCUCUCACACCCACUUUACACACUGGUCUAUUAAUAACCAUCCGUUUCUGUGAUUUGGUGAAUAUUCACCGUUGUGAUUGUGCGCACUGCCACGUAGCAUCGUAUAUUUUUUUAUAUAUAUAUAUAUAUAUAUAUAUAUAUAUAUAUAUAUAUAUAUAUAUAUAAAUAACAUGUAAAUGAAAUCUCAAACGAAUAACAAAAAAUAUAUACGAUGCUACGUGGCAGCACACGUUCACUGUAGAUGGUGGGUUAAGUUUCUCUAUAUUAGUUUUUGGCUCCUUUUUUUUUUUUUUUCCUUCUUCUUCUUCCAAGCAGCAGUUCAGCCAGAACCGAUAUGUACUCAAUAUCCCUUGUCCCAGCACACACAGUUAAUACAUUAAAUACAUUAAAUGUAUCCUGUCCUUUAUAACACUACGGUACAAGAGGAAUAAAACACUUUGUCUAGAUUUGGGGUAUAAAGGACAUUUUGUCUCUGAACUGCUGCCUUAAAAGCUUGUGUGGUUUUUCUUUCGUGGAGUUUUUUUUUGUUUUUUUUUUUUUUUGAUUACUAAAAGUAAAGUCGAAUAUAAUGCUUUUAAUAAUCCGCUUAAAGCCUUAUUGCACUUUUUUUGUACAGAUAAUUUAAUCAGGAUUAUCUUUAUUUAUUCUACCGAUCGAUAAAACCUCUUCGAACUCCGUGUCAGAAUUUUUACCGUCCGAUCCGUCGCGAGGUUUUCGAAGAGCUGCUGUCGUUUUUUUUUUUUUGCACUCGCCGUAACCGAAGAACUCGUGGGAUUUUUAUUUACCGUACGUCUUAAUGUUUACCGUAAAACGACUGGAAGGUUUGUGAUCGCGUGAUUUUAUUUUCCUGUGCCAUCAAUGCCACAAAGCCACUGAUGAAGUUGUUCCCUUCUCUCGGCUCGUAACGUCCGACUCUUUUCUUCACGCUCACUAAUAAGAGCAUCUAAAUAUCAUAUGAAGUAUGAACACAUGAAUUAACAUUUUCACCAAUCAAAUUUCACCAAUAGAUAAAAGAUGAAACCUAGAGAUUUUUCACAUUUAUUCGUUGAUGAUUAAUGUAAAUUAGUAUAGUGGUUUCAUGAAGGCUAAUGUAAAUUAAGACUGGAUUAUCUUUCAAAGCAGCUACACUGUCUUAAUUUGGUGCAAUAAAUAUCCUGGUAGUUGUUUGUUUGUUUCUUUUCUUUUCUUUUUGUGGCAGAACAAAUAAAUAAGAGCAGAUUAAAUUAGUUUUUAUAAUCACAUAAGCUUUUCCAAGAGUCUGUAUAUUAUAAUAAAAAUGAUGAUUCCAAGCAAAA